This is a messenger RNA of Paramecium pentaurelia, 1326 nucleotides long. The record is from the annotation of a GenBank genome assembly. Lineage: Eukaryota; Ciliophora; Oligohymenophorea; Peniculida; Parameciidae.
AUGAUUUCUAUUUCUGACAUUGAAACCAUAAAUAAGUUUAUUCUUGAAGCUAAUGGAACCCUUGAAAACAUAUAGAAGGCUUUUGUGAGAAAAUUUUCACAAGAAUAUGGUCCUUAUCUAUAUUUUUAUCAAGGGCUUUGCGAUAAUGUAUAUUAAUUAAAUGAUUUUCUUAUUUAGAUAUUCACAAAAGGAUAAAGACUUUUAAUUAUUUACUUGUUAUAUAAUUCUGAAUUAAAACAAUGUUUAACAGAUAUAUCAAGUUAUAGUUAAAAUUAAUUUGAAAAGAAAUUCGUAUAAGAUCCAUAACUUGUAAUGCAUUCUAUUAAGACUUAUAAGAUAGUAUGCUGGCCUAACAAUAAAGACCCUUUUAGAAGAAUUAGAUAAGUAGAGUAUGAAUGAUAAACAAUUAAAUAAAGAAUAGAUAACUUAAAAUUAAUCAAAUAAAUUGAGAAAUUGUAUAUCCAUAAAUAGUAAUCCACCUCAGUAAUAUAAUUAAAAUUAUUAUUUAGAAAGUUACUCUAACAUUAACUUUUGGAAAGAUUAUCACAAUAAUAAAAUGGAUUUGAUAUUGACUUUUUAAGAUUAACUCCAAAUAUUGUUUAGACUAAAUUUGAUUGGAUUGAGUUCUAUUAAACUUGUGAUGUUCAAUGGGAUUAUUCAUUGUAGAUUAAUUCUGAUAAGUUGAGUCAGAUUAAGGAAAUUAUGCAGAAGGCUCAUUUAGAAUAAUUGUCUGAGUAAGAAUUAAAGGUAUAUUGAUAUUUGAUUGAUAUAAAUUAGUAAUUUCAAGAGUAUUUGAAGAAAGAUAAUAAUAAUUUAUUAAAAAAUAGUGGAUUAUUAAAUUUCAAUUUAAGUGACUUAAUUGAGAAGAACUUAAAUUUAGCCUUUUUUCUAAUUUCUAAACAUUUUCCAAAUGUAGAAUUUUUUGAGUAAUAUCUAUUAUAAUAAUAAUAGUUUAAUGGAUGCAUUAAUGACAAUUGAUAUUACACCAAAUGUUUUAGAAAUUAUGUGCAUGUUAAUAUAAUAAUUUCAUAUACCUCAAGAAUACCUUAAUUAUUAUGUUAAUUAUUGUAUUUAAUACUGCUCAAAUAUAAAAGUAUUUCUAAAGUUUAAAUUAUAGGAAAAAGGACAAUAAGUAAAAAUGAUCAAAUAUUUGACAAUUUUCCUAAAACAUCUGAUAAAUAAAAAGAUGUUAAAGACUUAUGAAUUGUAAACAGAGGUAUGUUCAUAUAAUCAUGAAUUUAGUUGCAAGCCUUUUCCAUUGAAUUUUCCAAUAUAGGAGAAACAUCAAGUUUAUUCAAAAUGAUAAAGAAUGAUUAAUAAUAAUGA